Molecule: messenger RNA, 1443 nt
Organism: Penaeus chinensis
Lineage: Eukaryota; Metazoa; Arthropoda; Malacostraca; Decapoda; Penaeidae
Exons: 10
Coding region: 325-1443 (372 amino acids)
Source: RefSeq, a predicted model, not a curated record
UGUAGGCUGUAUAUACUGGAAAAGUGUGCUUGAAGAAACCUUGCAUUGUAUAUAUAUAUAUAUAUAUAUAUAUAUAUAUGUAUAUAUAUAUAUCGAUACAGUAUCCAUGGCUUCAUAUGGAAACACAUGAUAAAGUUUAACAUAUCGUGCAUAAAUUAGGCAAAAAUGUACACAUGAGAGAUAAUAUUUAAAGGAAGGUAUGGUGACUAUGAUAAAAAAGAAAUAUAUAUAUAUACAUGUUAUAGAUAUAUAGAAAGAUACUAGAACUAAAGAGGAAACAAAAGAACAUCGCAGUAAGGAAGAAAGGGAAUCGGAAUCGAUAAAAUGGCGGGAAAUUUAGUUUCAGUUUCGUUACGAAAAAUGUUUGUAUGUUUUGCUCUGUUUAUUUUACUCGGAGAUGCUUCAGGAAGAGACACCGGCGGGCCCCAGGAAGCCUGCACGCCCCUGACCGGCUGCCUGGAGGGCUGGGAGGCACCGCGGCCGGAGUGCGUGGACUUCAGGUGCCAGUGUCCCAACGGCACUUGCUCUGUCAUCACCCGGACGGUCGGCAGCGCCCAUUAUAGCUAUUACUGUGGCACUUGCGGCACCAUGGGGUCUGCGUGUGCCAAUUCCUCCGCCGAGUGCCAAGGGGGUGCCAGGUGUAACGGCGGGUAUUGCGUGUGUGACGGAGGAAGUAUCUACAGGGAAGUGUGCGUCAAAGAAGUCCCCGUUCCGACUUCGACCAACAGCCUCGUCCUCAUCCUCGUCCUCGUCUUCCUCCUCAUCCUGAACAAACUCAUCUCCUCACGAGACACCUUGAAGAAAUGCUUUUGUCGCCGCAGAUCCAGUGAAGAAGAGGAGACGACGGUCGUCGGCUUCAACCCACAGAGCUCGGAGAAAUCGGCAGCUUUCACCAUCACCAAUUCGGAAUUCAUGGCUGUGUCCAACGACCCGGACCUGGACUGGGCGCUCGAGCUCUCCCGCCAGCUCUCGAGGCGCGGCGAGGACUGGAUCACCCUCGGCGAGUCCACGUGGUCCUCCAACUGGUCCUCGGGAGCGUCGGGGGUCGACCUCGAGAUGCUGAGGGCGAGGUUGGGGUCGCGCCCGAGGACGAGGGAGGUGGAGGUGGAGGAGGAGGAGGUUCUUGGGGCCACGGCGUCGAGUUCCACAAGGUGGAGUGCGAGUGCCAACGCCACCGCGCCGUCUGCAAGGUCGAGCCUCCAGGCUGAGAGGGGCGCCGAGGUCCUCAAGGUCAUCCUCGGGCCGAAGGGGUCGUACUCUCGGCCUUCCUACUCCGCCGGAGUUCUCCCUUCGCGGACUCGCCUGACCUCUCCGCCCUUGUCCUCGAGACUCAACAACAUAACACAAAUGGGAACUAAUGGAUGGAGCUGUUAUGCUCACGUCGGUCAGUCCGUCACCCGAGAAGACCUUGACUCGAAGGUCAUAUAUCAGGUCACGGACUAA